Tachysurus fulvidraco (yellow catfish) is the source of this 4929-nucleotide messenger RNA. It is a transcript of the gene trpm4a, whose product is annotated as transient receptor potential cation channel, subfamily M, member 4a. The record is from RefSeq and is a predicted model, not a curated record. Gene Ontology annotation, biological process: calcium ion transmembrane transport. Gene Ontology annotation, cellular component: membrane. The transcript has 25 exons. Bases 789 to 3989 code for a protein of 1066 amino acids. Gene Ontology annotation, molecular function: calcium-activated cation channel activity; ligand-gated calcium channel activity. NCBI's taxonomy places the organism in Eukaryota, Metazoa, Chordata, Actinopteri, Siluriformes, Bagridae.
UCCUGUUCAGUUCCUGAUCCACUGGAGCUUUCUCCGAGUCCUGGAAUAUGAAAUCCAGCAGUCUGGCGAUUCACCUUCUUAACAGAUGGCAGAGGUCCUCAAAAGAUGAUCCUCAAAUGGACAGAGGAUUUACACUGCUUUGUGUUUCUCAGGGACAAAAUGAAACAGGUUUGGAGUUUUGGCUUGUUGUUUUUUCCCCACAUCCCCAGGCACUGAUUACUUUCCUGUAGCAGCUCAGAUGUUUUGUUCCUUUUGGUUUUAUAGUUGUAUAAUGUGGAAAUGAAGUGAAUAUCUGCAUUUGUAUUAAAAGGCUUCUGUUUUUUUACUUGUUAAUUCUGCACGAGUGAAGUGAAGUCUGAACGCAUCUCACAUCAAAUAAAUCCAACAAGAUCAGCAGAAAUCCUGCAAAACUCUCAUCACAUUUACAUCUUCAUUUUAGUUCUUCAUACAUCUUCCGCGCGCGCGCACACACACACACACACACACACACACACACACACACACACACACACACACACACCUGUACUGGGCGUGGCCUGGCCGUGUCUACCUGUCGCGGUGAUUCUCGCCUUAGAGACACGUUGAGUUGGUCGACACGCUGCAGCACGCGGUGGUGUUCUGUAACUUUCUGCGUGUAACUUCGACUGAAAAGCGGGGAAAAGACCGAGGAACAGAGGACGUGAAGAUUUAUAUGGAAUCCCCGAAUCCACUGCGGAGAAAAAAACUAUCUCUUUAAAGCGUCACCGGGGUUUAAUAAAGCGCGCAGGAAGCAGCAGGAGGAAGCAGCCAUGAAUCCAACAGACCGUGAGACCGACGUGGACAGAGACUGGGGCAGGAAAGCAGAGAAAGAUCAGAGUUGGAUCCCAAAGAUCAUAAAGAAGAGAGUGUGUACGACGCUUGUGGAGGAUCCUCACAGUAAUGGUGAGAAGUGUCAGUGUGGUGGUGCUUGUGGUCUUCAUGGUUCUGUAGCUACAGGUGAUUAUUUUGGUUCUGCUAUUGUGACUCAGUGGGACUCCUCCAAACACACGUCUGAGUGUCCGACUGACGCUUUUGGGGAGCUGAAGUUUGCUGGGAUCGCUCACAGACACAGUCACUUCCUGCGUCUGUCCUGCGACACUCCUGCUUCCAUUGUGUACGCCAUCCUGACUCAGCACUGGGGUCUGCCGCCUCCCAACCUGGUGGUGUCGUUGGCGGGUGGAGCCAACCAGGAGAAGGUCAAGAGCUGGGUACGAGAUGUGGUGAGACAGGGGCUGGUGCGCGCUGCACAGAGCACAGGUGCCUGGAUCGUUUCCAGUGGGCUGAGGGAGGGUGUGGGCCGCUGUGUCGGCGAGGCAGUGAGGGAUCAUGGGACUGCGGCUGCGUCCCAAUCCAAAGUGGUAGCUCUGGGCGUGGCCCCGUGGGGUCUGGUGAACAACCGGCACCAACUUGUCAAUGCAGAGGGCAGCUUCCCAGCCAGAUAUUAUGUUCAGAACACGUCUCAGGACUCGUGUUACCUGGACAGUAAUUAUCAGGCUUUCCUCCUGGUGGAUGAUGGAAGCAUCGAUCACAGAGGAGGAGAGAGGAGUUUCAUCACCAACCUGGAGAAGUUCAUCUCCCAUCAGCGCACCGGGAUAUGGGGCAGCGGCAGUAUCGAGAUCCCUGUGUUGUGUAUGCUGAUAUCUGGGGAUGCGUCCAUGCUGAAGAGGAUGGACAUGUCUCUGAAUAAGUCCACACCCUGGUUGGUGUUGAAUGGCUCGGGUCCUGCGGCAGACAUGGUCACAGAGCUGCUGAGCGACUUGAGCCGAGCAACAUCUCCUGUGGACGGAGUGGACAGAGACGUCUCCAACUCCGAUCUUAGAGAUAAAGCGCGAGAAAUCAUCAAGAAACAUUUCCCCUCGGAGAAAACACUGGAGAAGCUGGUGGACCAGUCUCUUCGCAUCUACCAGAAAAGAUCUCUGAUCACGGUGUUCCAUGGAGACCAGGACAGUCCUGAUGAUUUUGAAACGGUGAUCCUGAGAGCUCUGGUGCGAGCCAGUAAGCAGGUGAACAGUAAUUCCAGUGAGUACACAGAGGAGCUGAAGUUGGCUGUGGCCUGGAACAGAGUGGACAUUGCAAAGAGUGAGCUGUUCAUCGGCGACAUCCAGUGGACGUAUGAAGAUCUGAAGGACUCCAUGACGGACGCUCUGGUGAACGAUAAGCCUCAGUUUGUUCGUCUGUUCACAGAGAACGGUCUGAACAUUCUGGAUUAUCUGACGUAUGAGCGUUUGGAGUCUCUGUACCAGUCUCUCUCCACCAGCUCACUGGCCUACGCACUGCUGCAGUCGUGGUUGAGGGACAGACAGAACAUGGCCUUCUCUCAGACCUGUUCACCCGACACAGAAGGGAACUGUAAGGACCUGAAGGGUGCCGUGUCGAAGCCGUCGAGCACUCGGGGUCUCAGCCUGUUCGAGGUUUCGCGGUUAUUAGGGGAGAUUUUCGGGGGCAUGUGCAAACCGUUUUAUUACCUGCCCCUUGGCCUGGAACCCAAAUCAAGCACAAGGAGAUCUGUAAAGCAUGUGAAUAAGAUUCUGCAGGGUGACUGUGCAUAUCGUCAUCAGCCGGUUGUGUUCCCAUGGUCCUCUCUUUUCUCGGGUAGUGAAGAACAUCCCGUUGCUUUCACCAAAGUCAAUAAAGGGAAACCAGCAUCUCCCCAUAACCAUCCAUAUGUCAUACACCGAUGGAGGCAAUUCUGGUUCGCACCAGUCACUUCGUUUCUAGGCAACGUGAUAAUGUACUUCCUCUUCCUCUUCCUCUUCGCCUACGUCCUAUUGGUCGAUUUCAAACCUCCGCCUCCCCUUGGCCCCACCUACAUUGAAUAUUUGUUGUACUUUUGGGUUUUUACUUUGGUCUGUGAGGAGAUUCGACAGUCAUUUGUCAGCGGCUCAGGGAGUUUUUCUAAGAGUAUAAGGAUAUACAUCCAGGACAUGUGGAACAAGUGUGACAUGACGGCCAUCUUCCUCUUCACCCUUGGCCUCAUCUGCAGGAUGUUUGAGUGGUCAUAUGAGUUUGGUCGUUCGGUGCUGUGUGUCGACUUCAUGGUCUUUACUCUCAGACUCAUUCACAUCUUCGCUGUUAACAAACACCUCGGACCCAAAAUCAUCAUCCUCGGCAAAAUGGUGAAGGAUGUUUUCUUCUUCCUCUUCUUCCUGGGAGUCUGGCUAUUGGCUUACGGCGUGGCCAAUCAAGCGCUGAUAUACGCCUAUGACCCUCGACCCUACUGGGUAAUUCGCAGGGUUUUCUACAGACCGUACCUUCACAUCUUCGGCCAGAUACCACUGGAUGAAAUAGACGCUCAUAAACGUAUACAGAAGGUUUGCACCAGCAACGUGACUCUGAUCCAGCAGGGGGCAGAACCCUGUCCACAGUCUGAAGCCAACUGGCUCGUCCUCAUCCUGCUGUCCAUCUACCUGCUGGUCACCAACAUCCUGCUGCUCAACCUGCUCAUUGCCAUGUUCAGCUACACGUUCAGUAAGGUACAGGAGCACAGUGAUGUUCACUGGAAGUUCCAGCGUUAUAACCUGAUAGUGGAGUAUCACUCUCGCCCGUGUCUGGCUCCGCCCUUCAUCAUCCUCUCUCACCUGCGGCUCUUCAUCAAGAGAACAAUCCGCAAAGUUCCGUCUGUCAAAAUCAAACACUUCAUGUUGGAUAUUAAGGAUAGGCAGGCGAGCAGGUUGAACACAUGGGAGGCUGUACAGAAGGAGAAUUUGCUCUCGACUCAGAGUAAGAAGCUCCGAGACAGCGACACCGAGCGACUCAGACGCACAUCUGCCAAGGUGGACAACAUGCUGAAACAGAUAGCAGAGAUUCGAGAUCAAGACCGUAGACUAAGAACGCUGGAGUCUGAGUUAGAGUAUUGCUCCAGCUCCCUCUCGUGGAUAAUGGAAGAACUGGCACAGAGUGACCUGAUCAAACACACCCGUCGCCCCCCACUCCACCGAGACUCAAAUCCAUCAUCAGCUGCUUCCAGAUGAGAGAACGCCAAACAGACGAGUCUCCAAACCAGAGGCUCUUCUGAAUUAAUGAUGAUGAUGACGAUGAUGAUGAUGACGAUGAUGAUUCUCUUGCAUUUCAAUGUUUUUUAAAUAAACACCAAGUCUGAAAACGUCCACGUUCCUGUUCACACAUCAGACAGACAUCAGUUCUGUCCAGAUGACCAGAUCUUCCCUUCUUCCUCUUUAUAUAUUAUAUAAAUGUGUAAAUUUCUUGUGUAGACUGCAGUUGAGUUUGUGGAACUGUAAUUAGGGGUGAAAUGUAAAGUUUUGUUUUUAGGGAAUGUGAUUGAAGGGUCUCUUAUUUGUUCUGUGUUACUUUUAUACUCUCUUUUUUUUUCUAUGAGCUGAUUUUUAAUGUUUUAAAUAUAAAAAUGAUUAGAUUAUUAUGCUGCAUGUGUCUGUCCUGUGAGUGUAUUCUGUAAUCACGGUCUUGGCCUUUCCCGGUGCCGAGGCUCGUGACCCCUCCCCGUCCUCUGAAGGGCGAUCAUUUGAUUCCAAGCGGUGGUCUCGCAGGAGCCUUACAUGGGAAGACUGGGGGCCAAAUCAGGCUCAGGUUCUCAUCUUCACUGACUGUGGAUCAGAGUCUCGGCUCCUGCGGCUGCUGCUUUCGAGAUCGCUGCGUGCUUUAAAGAGCGAUACAGGAAUUUGGGUCCAAUGCAACUUAAUGCAGUGGUUUAGAUUUGAUCAGAUGUCACUAAUGAUUAAUGAAUAACUGAACGAUUGACUGUUGGUUGUGUUUGUAAACCUCACAGUCUUUAGAUUUUGUAAAUGUUCUUUUUAAAGACCCCACACAAUUUUUAUUCCUGUCCAAUCCAUAAUUCCAGUAGUUGGUCGAACGCAUACGAUUCUUCACCAUGUGUAACCCCGUGUUCAUGCAUCGUUAUAAUUAAUAUUAAACUUUGUUCAUCGUGAAAUGAAA